CACAGUUAGAAUUUAACUUCUGUGCUGUGAUCCCAAAGCCUUACAAUCUCAGUGUGGAGCCCAUCUCUCUCAUCUGGCAGACUUGACAAGGGCUCUCAGAGCAGGCAGGGUUUCAAAGGGAAAUGGCUGGGUUCCUCUCAGACCUGGUUCAAUACCGGAGGCUGUUGCUAAUGAUUGUGGUGCUGGGAAUUGGUGGAACCCACCUGUCUGGGUUCCAAAUGUCUGUCAUCAAUUACACUUCUCUGUACAUUCAGAAGUUUAUCAAUGAAACUUGGCUGGAGCGAUAUGGUUCUGUGCUGCCCCAGGAGACCCUGAUGCUGCUGUGGUCCCUCAUUGUAUCUAUGUACUGCAUGGGUGGCAUGAUAGGCUGUCUGUGCAGUGGCUACUUGACUGCAAAAUUUGGAAAGAAGAAAAGUCUGCUGCUCAACGAUGGGGUGCUGAUAGCAGCAGCACUGCUCACUGGCUCCAGCAGGAGAGCCAAGGCCUUUGAGCUGAUCCUGGCCGGGCGCUUCCUCGAGGGCAUUGCUGCUGGAAUACAUAUGAAUGCCCAUAUUCAGUAUGCUGGAGAGAUCUCACCCAAGAAGCUGCGUGGAUUUAUGAACGUGACCUCCACAGUGUUUCUUGCACUAGGAAAAACUCUAGCACGAAUUCUUGGAUUAAGAGAACUUUUAGGGACUGAAGACAUGUGGAACGUGCUAUUGUCCUUCUCUGGGCUUGUGGCAUUGAUUCAACUGAUCUUUUUGCCAUUCUUUCCUGAGUCCCCGCCCUAUCUCUUGCUGCAGAAAGGAGACAAAGCUGGUUGCUUGAAAGCCAUGAAGCAACUCUGGGGAGAAGGGAAUUAUCAAACAGAAUUUGAUGACUUGAUGAAGGAAAAGACUAUAACAAAAGGCACCAAAAUCAUGAAUGUCCUAGAGGUGCUGAGAGAAGGAUCUGUGCACCCACAGCUGUGCACCAUGCUCUUCCUUUUGCUGAGCCUGCAGCUCUGUGGCCUCAGUGCAAUCACCUUUUACACGUCAGAAAUUUUUGAAACAGCCAACCUGCAGGAAAGCAUUAUCCCAUAUGUAUCUCUAGGAGUUUCAUUCUCUGAACUCAUCUCUAUCAUAUUCUGUAGCUCCAUCAUUGAUCGCUGUGGACGCCGCGUGCUCCUGUGUGGGGGUUAUUUGCUGAUGGCACUGAUCCUGGUGUUGCUUGAAAUCAGCCUUCUGCUGAGUGAUCAGUUCCUCUGGCUGAGGUACUGCAGUGUUAUUCUCAUCUUUCUGUUCAUCAUUGCUUAUGGACUAGGACCAGCUGGAGCUGUUGUGGCAGUCAUGAAUGAAAUCUUCACCCUGUCAACAAGGACCUCUGCUUUUGUGAUUGGUGGAAUCAUCAUUUGGCUGGGCCUCACCUUCACUGGAAUGGUUUUCCCCUUUGCUGUAAUGCUUCUCGGUCCUUUUUGCUUCCUCAUCUUUGUUGCUGUCCUGAUCAUUUCAGUGGUUCUCAUCUACCUGUUCCUCCCAGAAACAAAAGGGAAGUCAACUUCUGAAAUCACAGAAAAAUUCAAAAGCUGCCAGUUUAAGAGGAAACGUCAUCAGGCUGUGGAGAAGGAUGCUGCUGAAGAAAAGACAUUUUGCACCAGGCUCUGAUAAGCCACCAAAAGUAAUUUCCACUGUUCUGGCAUAACACAAUUGUAUUUCAAGUUUUUCUCCAUUGCUAUCAUUUUAAAGCAGCAAGAUUUGUGUCUUUGUUUUUUACUUGAUAAGAAAGUUCUGCUCAGGAUUAAGAGCAGGGUGAAGAUAGGAUUAAACAUAGCCACAGUUCUUGCACACAGUUUUCAUGCCAUUUCUUUAUUUUAUUACACUGUAGAGGACUUAGUGUUGAUUGUGAACACUGCACAUGAACAAAUGCCAGGUAAAAUGAAAAUGCCAGGUAGAAUACACAUGCCAGGUAGAAUAACAUCUAUUUCCUUGAGCUGCCAUCAAGUGACUGCAUGUCCUGAUUGUCUCUGUGACUGUCAGGGAUCCCUGAUCCCCAGGCAUUUGGAACAGAGGAACUCUCACUUGUAUCCUCUGGAGCAGCCUGGCUGCACUCCCCAUGCAGAUCAGUUGUAGCAAAAUCAGGAGGAAGUUCUUGUAGUGUGUUCUGGUGCCUCAAGGAUGGCACGAGGGGUAACAGAUACACACAGUGCUGAGAGCUGGAAGAAAAGAGCCCUGGAGAGAGACAGUCAGUAAGAUUUUGAGAAAGUAGAUAGCUUGAAAAUUCAGCCCAUUUUAUGAAAAGUAACUGCCCAAAAAAAGGGAGAAGUUGUGAUAUCCAUUGUCUGCUGCCUGUGUGCUGCUCUAGGGCACCCUGCAUUUUGCUGCUGCACACCACACACAAUCCUACACUUCAGUGCUCUGCUCCCUGCACUGUGCUGCCCAAGGGCUGCCAGUCCUGCUGGCCACUACAGUGUCCAAUCACUCCCCUCCCCAAACUCUUCUACCUUUGUAUAGGAUGAUCAAUUAUUUUUCCAUUUUCUGCCAUUAUUACAAAUGGUGUUUCAUGCCAUAAUAUGACCAUAAGUCCUUUCCUUCUGUAGUUUUCCCAUUUAUUAUCCUUGUGCUGAGGUCUGAAUUAGUGUUGAGUUUUAGGGAGCUUUCUAUUUAAAAAUUUCAAAUUGCUUGCUUCUCAAGGAAUAACCUCAGAAGAAGCUCUGAUAUUAAAGUGUCAGUGUGUGUUCCAGCAAUUGAAACCCGAUUUAGAUUUUAGAUCAGUCCCUGUAUCAAAACAGAGCACUCAUGAUAGGGAUUGUUUCUAUUCAGAGGGCCCUCUCCUGUUGAGGGACUGAAAUAUUUAAUCCACCCAUUUGAAGCAUUGUCCAAUUGCUACAAAAAACAAGAAAUCAACAGAAAUCAUACUAAGUAAACAUUAACCUGAGCCUCAGAGUAGGAUGGUUAUUUAAGCUGAAGGUGCAGAAGAGGCAUGGGAGAAAACAUCUCCUCAGUCUGACAGAACUCUGUCUGCCUGGGAUCAGCCACACUUCUGGUGUAGAUGAACAAGCUCCUUCCAGAAGUGGUGAGUACUGUUAGCAUUAACUUUCAGAAGAACUGAGAGGCUCUUUUGCAAUUGCCAUUCCUAAAGAUAAAGCAUUACACAUUUAGCAAAGUUUUUUCAAAAUAAUGGGAUAGGCAGGGGAUAAUCCUUUAAAAUUAGAGCUAACUUUUAAAAUUAAAAAAAUCAAAAGACACAGACUUAAUGUUCUGGUCUAAAUCAUCGUGGAAACUUUGAAGGAAGUUCCAGCUGGUUAGAAAAACUAAUUUUAAAAAAAAUUAGAAAUUAAAUUCCUGUACUUCUUAGAUGGUGAGGUAUUUCUGUACCAUUUUUAUCUUCUUGCUUCCAUGUCCAAGUGUGAUACUAUCAGGCUACUCUCCUAGCUGGUAGCCUGAUAAUGUUAUGAAAUGGUACAUUUGAAAAUAAUGGUUUGUGAGUGGUUUAGUUAGUUAAUGUGAAGAAGAGCAGCAAAACUGAAAAUCCAGAACCUUUGUCUGGCUGAUCUUUUCUUGCAUUUAUGCUUUGCAUGUUCUGCUGGGAUGGUUUAAGCAUCAUCAAAUAAGCCAAUAUCCAGAAAUGCAGGGGCUACCAUAUCACAGCUUCUGUGAUGAGCUUGAACUGCUCCUUGCAUGCUCAGUACCAGUGCUUGGCUGUAAUGUUCCUUGUGUUGGGAACUGGUGGAUCCCUCACAAGUCCCUUUCAAAAUUCUAUGAACAAAUCCUCCUCCAUGAUAAGAAAAGCAGAUACAGCAUCUUCAGGAGCCAUUGGUGGUGGGUUCAUAAAGGAUGCUUCCCAAAUCAAAUUGCAAUUUUUUUCUAUUGACUUUUCAUUCCCAGGAUAAGAGCUUGCCUAUGGCUGCCUCUGAGCAGGCUGCUGAGGUAACAAACACAGCAGUGUCUCCACUCAGCAGAUGUUGCUGCCAUGCCCUCUUCCCUCUGCCCCCUCUGACAGUGCAGCUUGCAGCUCCCCUGGCAGUGUUAUCCAGGGGAAUUUCCAAUGCCUGUGUCUCCUGUGAGAGCUGAGGACAGCAUGAGGCCAGAUGGAUUACAAAUGUAACAUUUAUCUUCUUCCAUGCUGCUCUUUCCUGGUCUGCCCAGGUUCCAGAGUGAAAUGCAAUUGCAGGUGGCAGUACCUCUGACCUGUGCUGAGCAGACAUUAAAGCCAGAGAGUUGCUAACUCAAUAGACAGAUGGAGAAAUACCCCUUGGGAUCAGUGCUCACCAUUGGCACUGGAGCAGAUCAGUGGAGUGCUCUUCUGCAGUAACCUCCACUUCCAUGUCUCAGUUCCUUCUCUCUGAUUUCACUCUUUGCUGGUCCUUUUGCAGGAGCUGCUCUCAGCAGAAGCAAGCUGGAGCACUGCAGAGGGACUGUUCAUCCCUGUCACACAGCACCAAGGCUGGUUUAAAAAGCUGCCUUGGAUCCCUCUGUCCCUUCUGGUGAAGUGGCUGCCUCUGAUUCAGCUCCAGUGUCUCCUGCAAAAAGCCAGGUUGCUUUGCUGGGCUCCUCCUCUUCUUCAUGGCCUUUCCAUCUCCAGCAUUCAUCCUCCCAAACCACGCCAAGCCAAAGUGCCAGACCUCAGGAGCCCUGCUCUCCCAAGCGCUCACUGUUGCUGCACCUCUUGCAGUUACUGAUAAACCAGAGAAGUGAUGAUUAACCUGCCAAUAUUAAUGUUUUUGAGCUGUUUUAAUCCUAGCCCAAGGCCUUUCUCUCACACAUCUGCAAGAGACAUCUCCAAUUAUGUUGACUACUCACCCUCCCUAGCUUGCCUUAAAGAAAGAAGAAAAUUUUAACUGUUUUAUUUCAAUUGCUGUUUCACACCUAAAUACUGGAGUGUAUCAUGUCACAGUAACCAAACAAACCGGAUUUCAUGAAGUUAAACUCUGCUUUCAUUGUCAACAUUUUGUCAUCAUGUUCAAAAUGCUGUAAAAGGAGGAGCAAAAAAAUAAAAUAAAAUUUUCUUUCUCUGA
Molecule: messenger RNA, 4972 nt
Organism: Serinus canaria (Common canary)
Lineage: Eukaryota; Metazoa; Chordata; Aves; Passeriformes; Fringillidae
Product: solute carrier family 2, facilitated glucose transporter member 11-like
Exons: 12
Coding region: 123-1622 (499 amino acids)
Biological process (GO): monosaccharide transmembrane transport
Cellular component (GO): membrane
Molecular function (GO): hexose transmembrane transporter activity
Source: RefSeq, a predicted model, not a curated record